Brugia malayi is the source of this 2256-nucleotide messenger RNA. RefSeq names its product Calcium-binding mitochondrial protein Anon-60Da, putative (gene Bma-letm-1). The transcript has 14 exons. Gene Ontology annotation, molecular function: calcium ion binding; ribosome binding. Gene Ontology annotation, cellular component: mitochondrial inner membrane. The coding region runs from base 1 to 2256 and encodes 751 amino acids. Lineage: Eukaryota; Metazoa; Nematoda; Chromadorea; Rhabditida; Onchocercidae. The record is from RefSeq and is a predicted model, not a curated record. Gene Ontology annotation, biological process: intracellular monoatomic cation homeostasis.
AUGAUAUUUCGACGAGCAUGUGGUCUAGCAUUUUAUGCAUCCAAAAGGCCAAUAUCCACUCUCAGGCUGAGAAGUUGUUUAGUAAGGUUUAGUGUUUAUGAAACUGAGACGCGAACCUUUCACAGAUCUUGUGUACAGUUUUUGUAUGACAAGAGUAAACUGGAGGAAACACUGAAAAGGCUGAAAGAGCAAGCGACAUUAGAGGAAAAAGAAGGGCAAGCACGUAAACAGAUGGUAGAAAAAGCAAAGCAGCAAGUGGCUCUGGAACCUGUAUACAUACGAUGGCCGAAAGCCUUCAAAAAAGGUUGCAAACAUUACUAUCAUGGUUUCCGAUUGUUAUUUCUGGAAAUGCGACUAAGUGCCAAAUAUUUAUGGAGAUUCUUGCGUAGAAAACCGCUGUUACGUCGUGAAAAACAACAGCUGGUGAGAACUCUGUCCGAUGUACUACGACUGAUUCCAUUUUCUGCUUUCGUUAUCGUACCUUUUAUGGAAUUUACAUUACCUUUCUUCCUAAAAUUAUUCCCAAAUAUGUUGCCAAGCACAUUCAAGGACGCUACUAAAGAAGAGGAAAAAUUGCGAAGAAAACUGACGGCAAAACUGGAAACAGCGAAACUACUCCAAGCUGCUAUGGAAGAAAUGGCUUUAUAUAAAAAGAAAAAUGCUAAGGAUGAUGAUAAGACAGCCAGCAUUGCUGUUGAAUUUGCAGAAUUCAUAAAGAAGGUGCGUUCAGAAGGCAGUUAUGUUACCAACAAGGAUCUUCUCAAGUAUAUUAAGUUGUUUGAAGAUGAACUUACGUUGGACAAUUUGCCAGCUAACACACUUCGAGCAUUAUGUCGUCUUUUGAAUAUUCAACCGUUCGGUUCACUUGAAAUUAUCCGAUUUCAGUUAUCGUUGAAAUUGCGGGCUCUAAGAGCAGACGACCAGGAAAUAGCUUUAGAAGGUGGAGUGGAUACUUUAACGGUACCUGAGCUCCAGCAGGCAUGCAGAGCACGUGGGAUGCGUUCACUGGGAAUGAGUGAAGAGCGUCUUAAAGAGCAGUUAAAACAAUGGUUGGAGCUAUCUCUUAAUGAUAAAGUGCCGCAAUCAUUAUUGCUCCUAUCACGCACUAUAUAUCUGCCAGAGGAUAUCACAUUUAUGGAUCGUUUGAAAGCGCUGAUAACAAGUUUGCCAGAUAAUAUCGCUGAGGAAACUCGUCAAAAUUUGGCAGAGAUUGAAGGUGAUAAAGUAAGUUAUGGAGCAAGGCUUCGCCUUAUACAAAAUAUUGAGAAAGCCAUCGACUCUGAAAGAAAAGCGAUGGAAGAAGCUAAAAAGAAGGAAGCAGCCAAGAAAGCUGAAGAGGAAAAAAUAGCGACCGAAGCAGCAAAAGCAGCAGUUAGUCCAGAAGUUGAAACCGUAGCCAAGUUUCCUGUGAAAUCACCUAGCCCAGACAAAGCUUCAGUUUUGGAACUUACGCAAGCAGCAACACCCCAAGAGAAGACCAUUACGGAUGCAGGCAGUAAAUUGCAAAUUGAUGAAGAACAUGUGCAGUCAAUAGAAAAUGUUAUCCAUGGUAAUGCGAUUUCAGAAGCAAAGUAUGAUAUCAGAGAAUUAAAAGAACAAAUUAGCGAACACAAUGAGGAUCUAGAAGAAUUGGAUUCAUUUAUGAAAGAUCUAAAAGAGCCUAGGGGGGCUAAAAUACUUCGUGCACGUGUGAACAAAAUGAUGAAAAAGGCGGAUAAAUUGUUAGAAAAGCUUGAUGAAGACAAAAAAGCUAUUGGUGAAAUAUCUGAAAGUGCUGCCGAUGAGGAGAAAAAGAUGAAAGAAGAAAGGUUGAUGAGAGUGGAAGAUCUCAUAGGUAAAAUGCAAACUCUACAGAAAAUGAACGAUGAGGACAAAGAAGAAUUUCGGAAAAUAUUACAAGCUCUUGAUGAAGAUAGUGAUGGUGUAAUAAAUGUUAAUCUUGUUUUACAUGCAUUGGCUUUGUUCGGAAGCCAUAAAGAGCUUCGUUUAACAGCAGAGCAGAUCAAAACGAUUGUAGAGAUGCUAAAGAAAGAGGAACAUAUAGAAGCGAUGAAAGCAUUCCUUGCAGGAACUGCACCCUAUCCUCCCUCUUCUUCUUCCUCUUCAGCAGUUGCUGCUUCUGACUCUGAUUUUUCGGCAGAUCCGACAAUGAUUAUCAAACAGAAGUUUUCGGUAGAUCCGACAAAGACCAGUAAUGAAACGCUAAAAAACCAAACACUUAAUAAAUUGCCGACGGACAUGAAACAGAAUAAAUAG